This is a messenger RNA of Aspergillus terreus NIH2624, 1500 nucleotides long. RefSeq names its product aminopeptidase P family protein. The record is from RefSeq and is a predicted model, not a curated record. NCBI's taxonomy places the organism in Eukaryota, Fungi, Ascomycota, Eurotiomycetes, Eurotiales, Aspergillaceae. The transcript is spliced from 10 exons. Bases 1 to 1500 code for a protein of 499 amino acids. Gene Ontology annotation, molecular function: manganese ion binding; metalloaminopeptidase activity. Gene Ontology annotation, cellular component: mitochondrion.
AUGUCGAUAGCAAAAUCUGUCGCUCGCCAAUGGCCUAGGUAUCUCCGCCGCUCCUCCCCACGUGUUGCACUUCCCUGUGUUCGCUCGGUCCCUGAGAGAGCUCCGGCUCUUCGCCGCGCAUAUGCUUCGAUAUCCGCCGCGGAGCUCAAAUUCGGCCAACCCUUACACGAGACACAUCCGCACAUACUAAACCCAGGAGAACUCACUCCUGGAAUCACCGCUCUCGAGUACGCUCAUCGCCGUUCACGACUCGCGAACAAGCUCCCCAAACACGCCAUUGCCGUCCUUGCUGCCUCGGAGGUCACCUACCGUGCUGCGGGUAUCUUCAAUGAAUACCGACAGGAUUCCAACUUCUUCUACCUUACAGGAUUCAACGAACCGAAUGCGCUAGCUAUCGUCGCAAAUGAUGGAUCUGGCAACAAUCACCUAUUCCACCUCUAUGUGCGCGAAAAGGAUCCCAAGGCCGAGCUCUGGGACGGCGCUCGGUCUGGCACGCGAGCUGCUAUUGACGUCUUCAAUGCGGACGAGACAGGUGAUAUAGACCGCAUUGCGGAGAUUCUCCCGAAGAUCGUUUCAGACGCUACCGAGAUUUAUACCGACAUCCCGGCCUUCAACCCUGGAAGAUCGUCCUUGCACCGAUACCUAUACGGCCCCACUGGCGCGUCGGAGAAGCUCAAGAAAAUCAUUGAUUAUCGUAAAGUCAAACCGCUGCGCCCUAUCCUCAACGAAAUGAGGGCAUUCAAGAGCGAGGAUGAAGUGGUGCAGCUGCGCCGUGUCGGGCAAGCUUCCGGACGAGCCUUCACCGAGGCCAUGAGACGAACAUUCACCAAGGAAAAGGAUCUCGCGUCCUUCCUAGAGUACCACUUCAAGGUCAACGGCUGCGAUGGGAGUGCUUUUGUGCCCGUUGUUGCGGGUGGUUCCAAUGCCUUGAGCAUCCACUACACACGGAACGACGAUGUCUUGAGAAACGGGGACAUGGUCUUGGUCGAUGGUGGUGGUGAGAUGGGCACGUAUAUCUCCGAUAUUACGCGGACUUGGCCAGUCAACGGCAAGUUUUCGGAUCCGCAGCGCGACUUGUACAACGCCGUCUUGAACGUCCAUCGAAGCUGCAUUUCUCUCUGUCGGGAAACCACAGGUCUCUCUUUGGACCGUCUGCACAGCGUGGCUGAGAACGGGCUGAAAGACCAGUUGAAACAGCUAGGAUUCGAUGUUUCUGGAAACGCAAUGGGAGUACUCUUCCCUCACCAUCUGGGACAUUAUGUAGGACUCGAUGUUCACGACUGUUCCGGAUACUCUCGAGGACAAAACCUCAAAGCCGGACAAUGUAUCACUGUCGAACCAGGCGUAUAUGUUCCGGAUGAUGAGCGGUGGCCUGAAAAGUUCCGUGGCAUCGGAAUUCGUAUCGAGGACAGCGUUUGUGUUGGGGACGAUAGCCCCAUCGUGCUCACAACCGAAGCAGUGAAAGAGGUGCGCUCUAGUCUUCGCGGUUCCCAUCGAUGA